AUGGCUAACAGGUAUAGCGGCGAUGACGAGCGACAACUGCUGGCCACCGUCGCGCCACUGACACAGGGACACACUCCCGCUGAGCAGCGGAAAUAUGGCAUUACAAGAGAGCCGUUGGAUGAUCUCAAGCAGUUAAGCUUUGAACCUGCAACGAAUGACAUACUUCCAUAUGAAGAAACGCGCCAUGUGCGAGUUCGGGCUAACCGCUACGAAUCACCAGACGUCUCCGGGGUUCCUUCUGCUGAACGACAGGGAAGGGCGCCGUAUGGCAAGCGCAUGACGAGCCACAGUAUGAUUGCUUGUCCAUCGCUUGUUCUGAUAUCCAUGACGAUAAUUUUAACCACGGUCGUGUUUGUUAGCAAGACCACACUCACCUCCACAUAUCGGAGCCCGUUCACUGCAAUGUUCAACAGCUCGCACGGAGAACUGGGCAGCAACUCAGUGAUACUAGACCUUCCUUCGAAUUUGACCAACACGUGCAAAAGAGCAUUGUGUAAAAGUGAUGCCGAUUACUUCAAGGAUCUCAUUUCGUGGGAAUUGGACCCGUGCGAUAACUUCUACCGUUUUGUAUGCCAACGAUGGAAAAGCCCACAUGUGGAAGAAGGAAGUGUAGCCAGAAGCGUUCACGGCGUGCACACUCAUCAACUUGAAAUUAAAGUACGCAACCUCCUCCUAGAUCCCGUCUCCGGAGACGAGUUUCAUCUAAUUAGAGCAGUGUACCACGAAUGCAUGAACAAACAGCAACACGAGAAGGAUGGCUGGACAUACCUGCAGGAGUUGUUAAGCCAAUCUGCGCUUCAAGGGUUUCCUUUUAGCACAACGGGAAGAAACACGUCGUCCGUUUGGCAGGUAGCUGCUAAGCUGUUGCGGAAUGCAGGAGUGGAAACUCUUUUGGCCCUUCAAACCAUCCGUCAUCCUUUCAAGUCGAACGAUAUUAUGUUAGCGAUCCAAGCAUCGAAACCAAUAUCACCCAACCCUAACAACAAGAAGGAAACAUCUCGCUUCUACAGCGACUGCUUCUAUGCAGCGUGGAUGGCCUUGAGAGAAGACUUGUACUCCCCAGAGGUUGCCCAGCAAGUGGUAGCCUUCGCAGUCACUUUGGAGUUCUUGUCCUUUAAUGCCACUCGCCAGUACUGCCCCUACCAGCCUGACACGUUAAAAGCGAAUCCGUAUUUGCUCGCGUUUCUUCUGGAAAUGUUUUCUUCAAAGGAACCACCUGUGUACAUCGGAAUGCAGACAGACGUGGUUCUACGAUGUCCAGACUACAUCGAACAUGUUGGUGUCCUGGUAACAAGCACCAAGCCGCACAUCGCACUAAAUUAUUUAGGCAUAAGGCUAAUGAUAGAAAUGUCUGCCUUCGCACCCAGUUCCGGUGGUCCUUUGAUGCGUUCCUUGGCAUACCAUCUUUACGGUCGGUCGUCCCCACCGAUACCACGCUGGAGGCUGUGCAUUCGAAUUAUAGAAUACGCUGCGCUGCCACUUUUCCUUCAUGCCGUGCGCCACGUUUACCUUGACUACGUAGCUGACAACUCGAUUCUACACUUCGUAAUGCGCAUUGUGUCACACUUGUACAAAGCAUUGAGUAGGGUGGCAAUUCUCGACGAGGAUGCCAAAUCAGCUGCACAGAAACUGCUGAAUCUAACACGAAUACACCUGUUCCAUCCAGCAUGGGUCUCUGACCGGCAGAAGCUACGGACGUACUCCUCGAGAUUAGCAAAUGCCGUGAAUGGGAAAGGAAUGACCCUCUUCUAUCGACUCCGUGCGUACCAUAUCAUGGUUUCUUUACAACAGGAUCCUGGUGACCACUGGCUUGGUUCCGCUUUCGAUAGGGAUUGUCACGUGACAGCACACGCGUUAUACGUCCCGGUGCUUAUGUUCAACUUCUCACGUUUCGAUCUGGAAUUCGACAAAAGCUUACGAUACCCAGGUGCAGGUUUCAAGAUCAUGCGUUGCUUGCUACAUACGCUUCUUCAUAAUUUGGGGACGCACCAGAAUGUCCGAAGUGCGUGGUGGCCGGAACUCAGCGAAUCACUGCUACGUAAUGCUGAGCUAUGUUUCUAUCGAUACGCUGCGACACACUGGACUCGCUUAACGCUGUUGGAGUCUACAGCUGCUCUGCAACCUUCUCUGGAGUUGUAUGCUGCAGUAAGUAGGCCAGCUACAUCGGCCAGAACGCUCACCGCAUUUGAUGAAGCACAUUUAUUUUUUGUAUACCACACACUUGGAUAUUGUGAGGAAGCGUCAGGCGGCAAUAGGACAGAGUCUGAUGACACUCCGAAUGAACUCGAAGCGAAUGUACCUCUUCUGAACAGUCGCACAUUCCAGGAGACGUAUUCGUGUGCAGUGGGAACUCGCAUGAAUCCCCUCAAUAAGUGUGUCAUCUGGAGACAAGGAUGA
Molecule: messenger RNA, 2397 nt
Organism: Ornithodoros turicata
Lineage: Eukaryota; Metazoa; Arthropoda; Arachnida; Ixodida; Argasidae
Product: neprilysin-1-like
Exons: 1
Coding region: 1-2397 (798 amino acids)
Biological process (GO): protein processing
Cellular component (GO): plasma membrane
Molecular function (GO): metalloendopeptidase activity
Source: RefSeq, a predicted model, not a curated record